GCGGGGUCUGGGAGGGGCGCGGAGCACCGGCUCGGCGCGGUACCGCUUGUGAACGGGCCGCCAGGAGCGUGUGACUGAGGCGCUGAGAGAUACGAACUUUGUGCCUGAGUGAAAAAGCUUUUCCAGGAUGGCUUUGAAUUGCUACUGGGGAGUCUUGGCAGUCUGUAUGAUGACUUUUCCAAGCACACUUUGUUUCCAGCAGGACCAGUCCAGAGUGUUACUAUUAUCUUUUGAUGGAUUUCGAUGGGAUUAUAUUUAUAAAGUCCCAACGCCUAACUUUCAUUAUAUCAUGAAGAAUGGUGCUCAUGUUAAACAGGUUACUAAUGUAUUUAUUACAAAAACUUAUCCUAAUCAUUAUACAAUGGUGACAGGUCUCUAUGCAGAGAGCCAUGGCAUGGUUGCUAAUGAAAUGUAUGAUCCUGUCCUGAACAAAACUUUCUCCCUGAACAGCAUGAACAUCUAUAAUUCAAAGUUCUGGGAAGAGGCCUGUCCAAUAUGGGUCACCAAUCAAAUGGAAGGACAUAGAACCGGAGCUGCUAUGUGGCCUGGAACAGAUGUAAAAAUACAUGGAGUCUUUCCUACACACUAUAUGUUUUACAAUGAGUCUGUUUCAUUCGAAGAUCGAGUUAACAAACUUAUUGAUUGGUUUACCUCAGAAGAACCCAUAAAUUUUGGUCUUCUGUAUUGGGAGCAGCCUGAUGCGAUGGGGCAUGUUUUAGGCCCAGAAAAUCCACGUAUGGGCGCAGUCAUUAGUGAGAUUGAUGACAAGCUGGGAUAUCUUGUGUCAGAACUGAAGAAAGCAAAGUUGUGGGACACACUGAAUAUCAUAAUCACAAGUGACCAUGGAAUGACACAGUCUUCUUCAGAAAGGCUCAUAGAGCUUGAUCGAUAUGUGGCUAGAGAGCUGUAUACGAUGGUUGACCAUUCUCCUGUGGUAGCGAUUUUGCCAAAAGAAGGCAAACUUGAUGAAGUGUAUGAAGCCUUGGUCAAUGCUCAUCCCAACAUGACUGUUUAUAAAAAGGAGGAGAUUCCGAAUAGAUUACAUUACAAACACAACAGUAAAAUUCAACCAAUCUUAGCAAUGGCUGAUAAAGGAUGGGAAAUCUUACAUAACAAGUCUGAUCAACUUCUCUUGGGUAAUCAUGGAUACGACAACGUCCUACCAGAAAUGCACCCAAUCUUCUUGGCCUAUGGUCCUGCCUUUAGAAAGAAUACCACCAAAGAAGCCAUGAGUCUCACAGAUCUGUAUCCCUUGUUGUGCCAUCUGCUUAGUAUCAGUCCAUUGCCAAACAAUGGGUCACUCAGCAAUAUGGAAGAUAUGCUUCUUAUGGAAGUUCCAAGAGACCUGAAUCCUAGAUAUUAUGCACAGGAGUCCUAUGCCUAUUUUAUAGGAGUUUUUCUUGGUAGCAUUCUUGUUGUUGUUUUUCUUUUAGUUUUUAUUAAACACUUAAUCCACAGCCACCUACCUAGCAUGCAGGUGCAACACUCUGAAAUUUCCCAGCCAUUACUACAAGGGUAAUAUUAUUUUCCAAUGAAGGCACUUUAAUAAAAACAAUGAAAAGUUAUUCUAGCUAUUCUGAGCUUAAAAGUUUUCCUAGAAAUUAGGUAAGUAGAUCUGCGAAAAUUAAUACAUGUGGUGCACUGGAGUAAAUGUGUAACAGAUGCAUACAGGGAGAGCUUGUUUCUGUUGCUCUAUAUAACCACUUGAUUUUUCAGGGUUGAAAACCCUCUAGAUAACACUGGAAGGAUAUGUGUGUAGAGAUUUAGUAACUUUAAACUCUUGGAUACUUCAUUUUGGGCUAAUAUUAGGGAAGUAGAAAUCAUUUUUGGAUUCACUAAGCUCUUGGUCUUCUGAAUUUAAACAAAUCAUGGAUUUAAACAAAAAUCUGUUUAGGUUAAGAAAAGAGUGCAAGGGAUCCACAGUGGAAGGAUGGGCAGAUUAAAUGUAUACUAUCCAAAAUGCUCUGAUUUUGUGCAUUCAACAUAAAUAUCACUAGGAUAGUGUUUGUACAAGUUGCAAGUUGCAUUUUGGUCUUUAAUUGUAGCAGGCAGGGUUGUGCAUUUCUAAAUUGAGUUAUAUGACCCACAGAAGGCUGGUGUUUCAUGGGCUAUAUCUUAUUGUUAAAGUGGGAUGGGCAAGAAUACUGAAACUGAGUUGGUAGUCACAGAAUUCAGUUUCAAAACUCGGCAUGGUAUAUAACUUAAUCUGACUCAUGUCUGAAAUUCUGUUGUAAUUGUCCUGGGGAGCAUGUGCUAUUGCUCCACCUCCAUCUUGGUUUAGGUAGUCAAGGAAAAUCACCCUGUGGCCAUAGUGCCAAUAAUGUAAAGCUGCCUGUUGCUGGAGUAGCCCACAACCUGUUUUUAGUGAGUCAGGUGAUAACAAAAGUAGACUUGUCAGUAGCUUGUCAGUAGUUUAUCAGACAAAUAAUUCUUCUAAAACAGAUGAAAAUGGUGUUCACAGUAGUGGCUAAGACCUUGAAGUUCAGAGCAGAUGAACCUAGAUUAAAAUCGGGCUACCAGUAAACUUUAUUCACAGGAAGGUCAGGAUCCACUGCAAUUUUUACUUUGGCAGUCUUGUCCUCAGGAAUUGGUGGAAAGUAUCUUGGUUGGACGGUAAGGGGAGACGUUUUGAUGUAUAAAAUCUGUACCUUUUCUGAUCUUAGUAACCUAUAUGCAAUAAUUCUUGCAGAUCAAUAGAAUAAAUAUUCACAUACAAAACUGAGA
Messenger RNA from Caretta caretta (loggerhead turtle), 2724 nucleotides. It is a transcript of the gene ENPP5, whose product is annotated as ectonucleotide pyrophosphatase/phosphodiesterase family member 5. Lineage: Eukaryota; Metazoa; Chordata; Testudines; Cheloniidae. The record is from RefSeq and is a predicted model, not a curated record.